This is a messenger RNA of Megachile rotundata (alfalfa leafcutting bee), 2039 nucleotides long. It is a transcript of the gene Vps45, whose product is annotated as vacuolar protein sorting 45. NCBI's taxonomy places the organism in Eukaryota, Metazoa, Arthropoda, Insecta, Hymenoptera, Megachilidae. Gene Ontology annotation, biological process: vesicle-mediated transport. The record is from RefSeq and is a predicted model, not a curated record.
UGUCUGAUAAUAUAUAGUUCACUGACAUCUUAAAUUUAAUGUUUACACUUGUUAAUUGUGUUCAUGUAUUUACAUGAAUUGAUUUUUGAAUUUUAUGAAGCUUUACUAGCUAAAUGUAUACACUGCAUAGGAUUUAUAAUAUGUAAUUAGUAAUUAUACUAAAUUUGGAAAAUUACACUCAAAAAUGAAUUUGACAGUUGCUUUGAAGUUUUACAUUACACGAAUGACAGAGGAAAGUGGACCUGGUAUGAAAGUUCUUUUAAUGGAUAAACAAACGACAAGUAUAGUAAGUUUAUUGUACAGCCAAUCAGAAAUAUUUAUGAAGGAAGUUUAUCUAUUUGAAAGAAUUGACACAAAUACACGUAAUGAAGGUUUAAAGCAUUUAAAAUGUAUAGUUUUCAUAAGGCCAACCAAAGAAAAUAUUGAGAUCCUUUGUAAUGAAUUACGAUGUCCUAAAUAUGGCACCUAUUAUAUUUAUUUCAGUAAUAUUAUCGCAAAAGCUGAUGUUAAACUCUUGGCUGAAAGUGAUGAACAAGAAGUCGUGAGAGAAGUCCAUGAAUAUUAUGCUGAUUAUUUAGCUAUUAGUCCACAUUUAUUUUCACUUGGCAUAAAUGGAUGUUCACAAGGUUUAUUAUGGAAUCCAGUGCAUUUGCACAGAACCGUUUUAGGCAUAAUUUCUGUUCUAUUAUCAAUUAAAAGAUGUCCCUACAUACGAUAUCAAUGCAGUUCUGAAAUGGCAAAAAGAUUAGCAGAAAAAAUACGGGAAGUACUGAGUAAGGAAUCAAGUUCAUUUGAGUUUAGACAGGAUUCGAGUCCGAUUUUACUUAUACUCGACAGAAGAGAUGAUCCUGUUACACCCUUAUUGAAUCAAUGGACUUAUCAAGCAAUGGUGCAUGAAUUAUUAACUAUUAAUAAUAACCGUGUUAAUUUGUCACAUGUGAAAGGUAUUUCAAAGGAACUGAAGGAAGUUGUUCUUAGCGCAGAACAUGACGAAUUUUAUGCAAAUAAUUUAUAUCUCAACUUUGGUGAAAUUGGACAAACAAUAAAAGAAUUGAUGGAUGAAUUUCAAAAGAAAGCUAAAAAACACCAAAAAGUCGAAAGUAUAGCCGACAUGAAAAAUUUUGUUGAAACUUAUCCAUUGUUUAAGAAACUUUCCGGAACUGUAUCAAAACAUGUAACAGUAGUCGGAGAACUUUCUUCCCUUGUAGAAAAACAUAAUUUAUUAAGAGUAUCAGAAUUGGAACAAGAGCUUAGUUGUCAGAAUGAUCAUUCUCUGCAGCUGCAAAAGAUAAAAGAACUUAUUAAUAGUCAACAAAUACGUGAAAUUGAUAGCGUGAGAUUGGUAAUGCUUUACGCGCUUCACUAUGAGAAAUAUGCAAAUAAUGAUAUUAACGGUUUAUUGAAUUUAUUAAAAAACAAAGGAAUUUCAGAGAAAUAUAUCAAGCUCGUGUAUAACAUAUUAGAAUAUAGUGGAAUUAAUGCAAGACAAAGUAAUUUAUUCGACCGUGAAGCAGUAGCUAAAAUUACCAAAAAAUUAUUCAAAGGUUUAAAUGGUGUAGAUAAUAUAUAUACUCAACACACACCUUUAUUAAAUGAAACACUUGAAGAUUUAAUAAAAGGAAGAUUAAGCUUACAGACGUUUCCGUAUCUUGGAAAUACAAUGGUAUCCAAAAGGCCACAAGAUAUCAUUGUUUUUAUGAUUGGAGGAACUACUUAUGAAGAAAGUUUAACUGUUUAUAAUUUAAAUAAACAAAAUUCAGGGAUAAAAAUUAUUUUAGGUGGUACUACUAUUCACAAUUCCACAAGUUUCCUAGAGGAAAUUCAACAAGCUACAGCGGGUAUACUGUCAAAAUACAAAAAUAAUAACAAAUAAAACGCUAAAUGUACAUAUUUUUGGUUAACAUAUUUAUUUAUACAAUUUUGUGAUUAUAAUUAAUCAUUACAUAAUUAUAUUCUUUGAUAAUAAUUACAUUUUGCUGAUAACAACUUGAAAGAAAGAACUGUAGUAAUAAGAAAAAAUAAAAAUUAUAUCAAUCUUA